Molecule: messenger RNA, 294 nt
Organism: Botrytis byssoidea
Lineage: Eukaryota; Fungi; Ascomycota; Leotiomycetes; Helotiales; Sclerotiniaceae
Exons: 2
Coding region: 1-294 (97 amino acids)
Source: RefSeq, a predicted model, not a curated record
AUGGCUACUAACGGCGUUAAGAAGAUCCACUGCGGAUAUGGUUCUCUAGCCAUAGAAGCUGAGAAAUAUGAACGUCUUAAGCAUGAGCCAUCGGGUGACUGGAACGCUGGUGUUGAAAGGACAUGGCUUAUCGUUUGUGUUCUUGUCGCAGUGAUCACUUCAACACAAAUUGCCGUCAGCAGAAUUUUGAACCCAACUGUAGCCCAGCAGCUAGCUAUGGGAUGUUUAAAAACGAAGUUAAUGGCCCGUCUGUUGUUGGCAGACGUGCUAAUCGAUCGUCAGAUUUGCGUAUAG